Ceutorhynchus assimilis (cabbage seed weevil) is the source of this 11763-nucleotide messenger RNA. NCBI's taxonomy places the organism in Eukaryota, Metazoa, Arthropoda, Insecta, Coleoptera, Curculionidae. The record is from the annotation of a GenBank genome assembly.
GGGCUAUAGACUGCACAUACAUAGGUCAUAAAGGAUUCGAAGAAGUAGAGGAGAAGGACGCGUAAGAAAUCACUCUGGGUUAAACGAGUGCCGGCGGUCGUAAAACAGCGCGGCGCGAAAUCGCUAAAUACGUAUUAAACUACGGACUAUGGUAAUAAGUGCGCGGUGCGGGUGCAGUGACCAGGCCCGAAAGCGAUGAGUUCCAAAUUCAUCAUCGAUAGCAUGCUCCCGAAGUACCACCAGCAGUUCCAGCAUCAGCAUUUGUUCCAAACGUCUCCGGUUAGUACCUCUUCGCUCGAAGCUAGUCUAGCUUCAGUCGUUAAUUACAGUUCGUCGGCCGGUUCUCCGAGCGGUUCAUCACCUCAACACUCAAACAGCAGCGCAUCGUCUACAUCCCCAGCAUCCAGAAUGUACCCGUACGUGUCAGCUGCAACGGCAGCUGCCCACCACCAUCAUCAACAACAAGCCGUAGCUGCGGCUGCUUUCAAUGCCGCAGCCACAGGAUCGAUGGUUCCUGGUGGGUUCCCGACCAGCGCCAGCACAGCGGCUCUAGCAGCUGCAGCCGCAGCCGAUGCCGCAGCUGACAAAUCGUGCCGAUACACAGCGGGACUAGCGGGAAAUGUGAAUCCAGCCGAUUCGAUGGUAAAUUAUACCUUAGGGCACCAUCACCAGAAUGGUGCGGCAGUUUCAGCUGCAAGUUCAGUAAGCGCUGCUUCAGCUUCGAUGGCUGUAGCUGCUCAGUUUUAUCAUCAGGCCGCUAGCGCCGUCGUUGAUCCGUUGAAUUCUUGCUCUCAGCCCACAGCUCCCGGCGGACAACCCAUACCAGAUAUUCCUAGAUAUCCUUGGAUGUCAAUCACAGACUGGAUGAGUCCCUUUGACCGGGUCGUCUGUGGUCCAAAUGGUUGUCCGAGACGACGAGGACGUCAAACUUACACCCGUUUCCAGACUCUGGAAUUAGAAAAAGAGUUCCACUUCAACCACUACCUGACAAGACGAAGACGAAUAGAGAUCGCGCAUGCACUCUGUCUCACUGAACGUCAAAUUAAAAUCUGGUUCCAAAAUCGACGAAUGAAAUUGAAAAAAGAACUGAGAGCGGUGAAGGAAAUAAACGAACAAGCCAGACGAGAAAGAGAGGAGCAGGAGAGGCACAAACAACAACAGCAAGAUAAACAGAAACAGAGUAUGGGCGGUGGUGAUAGUAUACAUCACCAUCAUGAUUCGAUUAAAAUGAAUAUGACAAAAAAUGAGAGUCCAUCGGAUCUAUUGAAAACGAAAGUUCCAACAUAAAUCUGCUUGUGCCAUACCUAAUUAAUUUUCUGUGACAAGUUAAUUAAUGCAGCUUUAUUUUUGUUGUGUUUUUUUUGGUGUUAUUUUGUCGGACGAUUGUAUAUAGUUUAACGUUAAGUUUUUAGUUGUUUUGGAGCUAGGAUUUUUCAAUUUUUUAUUUAUUCGAGUAGCUGAACUUUAGUAAUUGAAGUUUUGAUUUUUAUUUUCUAAGCUCCAAAAAAAUUCUUACAUUAUUUCGGACAGUGCUGUGCUAUUAGAUCAUUUUUCUUCGGUAAAAAUGACAAUUCAAUGGUUUUUUUUAGAAGUUUUACCGUAAGUGAAGUGUAGUUUGAAGGACUUUAGUAUAAAGCCAUUUUAAAGCGAAUUUUAAAAUCUAAAUUAGAAGAUCUGCAAAGUCAGUUAAUAACUUGGAAAUUUAAUUUAAUAUCGGUUAAAGCAAAAAAAGUGGUACUUGUUUGCAGUGCUUGUAACUCUGGGUUUUGAUAUUAGGCCAAGCAACAGGUGGAUUUACCUGGAAAAAAAAUACAAAAUUUGUAGAUUAGCACCACUUUAUGACCUGAAUAACAUAUUAAGUUUGCGACCUAGGUAAGCCGCCGCUAUAUUGUAAAGUAAAGAUGGCGCACAAAAUAAGUUUUUUCGCAUUAUCUUGUUUUGAGUACGCCCUACGUGGAUAAUAGCUAUUACAAAAGUUAUAGAGGGGAAAAUUUCCUACAACUUUGUUCCAUUCCAUUUUUUGGUGCGAUCAAUAGUUUAGAAGUUAUAUUGAUAUAAGUAGUUGCUUCAUCAUCAUUACUUUUGUUACCCUACAAGAUGACAUUAUCAAUUUUAAAAUUUGACGGUUCGUCUUUGGGCCACCAUCAUCAACUUGAUUUUUUCAAAUACGGACUCUUAUUUUCUAUUUUAUCUACAAUCGUUUGAUUAUGACGUUUAUACAUAACCAUUUUUCUAGUAUUUGAGUUAUGUCAUGAGACUCAUAACACAGCUAGUGGUGUUAUGCAUUAGGUUAUGAAUUCAUAACAUAACCAGUGGUGUUAUGGACUAGAUUAUGAAUCUAUAAAACAACUAUUUUUGGUGAUUAGACAAAUGUCAAAGUUAAACCUGUAAAGGUAAUAUGAAAGUAGACAACUAUUUAUAAACGUAAAUAAUUGCAAAAAUAUUUUUCGCUUUGUAGAUAAAACGCUGUACAUCACACGUGCGUUUAAACACGACUACAAAACUCGUGCGUCACACUUGUUAUUGUAAUCAUGUCCAUAAAUGCACUUGUAUAUAAUGUAAAUAACUAUUAUAAGCUUCUGUGGAGGAAGUCGGUGUUCUUAAUCUCUCAUCUCUUUUUCUCUCAGGUGUUUCAUUAUUUGUUUGCCCCAAUAGUAUAGUUCUUCAGUUUCCAUAUUAUUUAUAUCAAGUUCCUCAUCGUGUAGCUCCUCCACCAUUUUUUUAAUAAACUCUUCGUAGUUUCUCUCCCCCAUCUCUAGGUUUAAAUAAACAGACUUUUCUUGUAAAGGUUCCUUUUUUGCAGUAAAUGUUAUCUCUCUUUCUAUAGCAACCUUGUUUUCUUUUUCAUAAUAAACUCUAAAUUCCCUAACAUAAUCAGAAUACCCAACAAACACCCCCUCUUUACUUUUUAUAUCGAGCUUCUUUCUUUUUUCAGUAGGUAUAUAUGCCCAUACUUCUUUUUCAAAUGUACCUUUUACCAUGUUAAUAUAGAAAGAUCUCUAAAAUGUUGCUCAUAAGGUGUCUCAGCUUCAACAGUCUAGUUCCAGUGCGAUUUAGAAAGAAUACAGAGCAGUAUUUGCUGCCUUUGCCUAGAAUGUUUUAAAUGAGUUGCUCUCAGCAAGCAUCACUCUCACUGCUUCCAUUAACUCUCUCUCUCUCUCUCGGCCCUACCAUUUUGCCUUCAACGUUGCACCAUCACCAGUUUUCACAUACUUUGACACUUCAACAUCCACGAAACUACAAAAAAUAUUCCUAUCUUUGCACAUGUGCUGGUAGGCUCCACUACCUAUCCAUAUACCAUUCCAUAUUUACUUGGGAAUGGAUGUCAUUUGAAAUUGCUCUAGUGCAAGACUUCCUCUAUUACCACUGGCAUCACUUUCCCGAGAUUUAUCCCGAUCUUCUUUCCUUUUCUUUGCAAAACAAUCUAUCAUCAUAUGCCCUUUUCUCUUGCAAUAACUGCAUUCGAUAUUCCGGCACUGACUUUUCAGGUGACCCACCUUACCACAAACAAAAACAUCAUCGGUUUCGGUUAACAAUUGCUCACAUUUCGCUUUGACGUUUAAGCCGCUGGAGUGAAUUUAGAAAUGGAGUGUGAAGGUAGAGUAGUUGUUGGUAAGAGUGUUCUGCACUCUGGGUGCGCUAUUUCUGAACCUAGUGGGUCGUUGCGGUAAAUUUCAAUGUUAUGAAUUACGACGCAGUACAAUUUUAAAAAUGGCAGUGAGAGGUGCAUGUAUUAUGUUCUUAUAAAAAAGAGGUUCUGCUGGAACAUCCUUCAUCUGAAGAAAGGUCUUCAAAUAGUGAAAUAACUAACCUUUUAUAUGUUGAAUAAUUGCAGAACCAUCUUUAACAAUGGGCUCGUUAUUCUUCAACACAACGGCAAAGUCAACAUUAUUGAUAUUCAUAUUUUUCGACUCCAUCUUUGAGGCCUCCAUCACUAAUAAUCAUAAUGAAUCACGUCAAGCCCGGUAAAAACCUCGGGACGUUUUUCAACUCAGUCUCUUGAGUAGGGUAAUUUGGGCGCACUCAGGGCAAGUCAACUCUCGAUUUCUGAACGGUUCCAGCGUAUUGCUCCGAGUUAGCACCUGUUAAUUUACAAACGGUUUAGAGUUACUCUAGGGUCACUCUCACACCCAGAGUGCUGUUCCUAAAUGCAACCCUGUUGUUGCGUGGUGAAAUGUCAUCAUACUGCCACAGAUUGUUCCUCAACUCUUGUCAGCCGCUCCUCUUCAAUUAAGGAAUCCAAACUACGUGACUUUUGCCAACCAGCCGGCAUUUUGAAAUUUUUAGAAUAUGGGUUGUUAUAUGUCAAUGAUGUCAGAAAAGUGUCAGAUUUGAAAACUCGCCCCGAGUAUUGAUAAUCCUGCCAAAAAAAAACAUAUGUUUUUUGUUCAUUGUUUGCCAACCAGUCGCCAUUUGGACAGGUCGUUGGAUUGCCUAAUUGAAAGACGAUCUGCCAAAUUAUUCAAAGUCUGACUUUGCAAGCUGACACUCUCUCACACCUCUGUCAUGCUGACCCAUGCUGACCGGAAAUGACGAAACUUGUUAGGAAGCGCCAUUAUGAUUUUCGUAAGAAUCAUUGUUUCAGGAAUAUUUUCACCACAUUAUUUCAGCUUUGCUUGCAAAUUUAUUACUUUUUACCGUUCCAUCUUGGGGAGUUUAGGUUAUAAAAUUGCUCAUGUAACAUGGGAACACUGACCUCUGAUUUUUUCUCGAAAAUGCUCUCCAAUUUUUGCCACAUUUCUCGUGCGGUUUCACACUGUAUUACAUGGGAUAUAAUGUCUUCUUCUUCCAUUCGAAGAACAAGUGCUUCUUGGGCACGGGCAUCUUGUAUUUGCCAUUUAGUAAUUCUCGCUGCAUCUCCUUCAGGUAUCUAUGGAAUCAUUACCACAGGUAAUUUCGAAGAGCCCAUUUACCAUCAACACUAGCAUAGCUUGAAAUGUCCACACUUUCCAGUUGGAAUUGUUCAAUUUGCUCCAUUUUCCUUUUUCACUAUGACACUGUACGAAAAAACUUAAAACUUCAAGUUACUACCACAAUAUUAGACCUGCUGGGCUCUUAACCUGAAGAGGAAGUCGGUGGUAGUACUGACAACAGAUAGUGAAAAAGAACCUAUAAUUAUUAUUAAAGUUGUUGGAAUGAUUAAGGAGCAAAAAAUAGACAUACACGUAUUCAUUUGUUAUACUACUUUUGGUUAGGUACUGACUUUUUUUUAUGUCAUGUCAUUCUUCAACAAAACGUUACGCUCUUGAUUGGCUUAGAAAUUCAAACUUUGAAUAUUCCCGGCUCUUGAUUGGCUUCCAAAGUUAAUUUUUCUCGGCUCUUGAUUGGCUCCAUUUUUUGAAUAUUCUCGGCUCUUGAUUGGCUCAGAAAUUCAAAUUUUAAACAUUUCCAGUUCUUGAUUGGCUUCCAAAGUCAAUUUUUGAAUUUUCCCGGCUCUUGAUUGGGUUCAAAUUUCAAAUUUUAAUUAUUCUUGGCUCUUGAUCGGGUUUAAAAUUUGAAUUUCCUAGCCAAUCAAGAGCCGGAAAUAUUCAAUAUUUGAAUUUCUAAUCCAAUCAAGAGUCGGUUAUAUUCAAAAUUUGAAUUCAAUCAAAAGUCGGGAAUAAUCAAAAAUUCAAUUUCUAAACAAAUCAUCAGCCAGGAAUAUUCAAAAUUUGAAUUUCAGAACCAAUCAAGAGCCAGGAAUAUUCAAAAUUUGAUUCUUGAACCCAAUCAAGAUUUGGGAAAAUUCGAAAAUUGAGUUUGGAAGCGAAUCAAGAGCCGGGAAUAUUCAAAAUUUGAAUUUCUUGGCCAAUCAAGAGCCGGGAAUAUUCAAAAUUUGAAGCCAAUCAAAAGCCGGGAAUAAUCAAAAAUUCAAUUUCUAAACCAAUCAUGAGCUGGGAAUGUUUAAAAUUUAAAUUUUAAACUCAAUUAAGAGUAAGGACAAUUCAAAAACUGGCUUUGGAAGCCAAUCAAGAGCCGGGAAUAUUCAAAAUUUGAAGCCAAUCAAGAGCCGGGAAUAAUCAAAAAUUCAAUUUCUAAACCAAUCAUGAGCCGGGAAUGUUUAAAUUUAAAUUUUAAACCCAAUUAAAAAUAAGGACAAUUCAAAAACUGGCUUUGGAAGCCAAUCAAGAGCCGGGAAUAUUCAAAAUUUGAAGCCAAUCAAGAGCCGGGAAUAAUCAAAAAUUCAAUUUCUAAACCAAUCAUGAGCCGGGAAUGUUUAAAAUUUAAAUUUUAAACCCACUUAAGAGUAAGGACAAUUCAAAAACUGGCUUUGGAAGCCAAUCAAGAGCCGGGAAUAUUCAAAAUUUGAAGCCAAUCAAGAGCCGGGAAUAAUCAAAAAUUCAAUUUCUAAACCAAUCAUGAGUCGGGAAUGUUUAAAAUUUAAAUUUUAAACCCACUUAAGAGUAAGGACAAUUCAAAAACUGCCUUUGGAAGCCAAUCAAGAGCCGGGAAUAUUCAAAAUUUGAAGCCAAUCAAGAGCCGGGAAUAAUCAAAAAUUCAAUUUCUAAACCAAUCAUGAGCCGGGAAUGUUUAAAAUUUAAAUUUUAAACCCACUUAAGAGUAAGGACAAUUCAAAAACUGGCUUUGGAAGCCAAUCAAGAGCCGGGAAUAUUCAAAAUUUGAAUUUCUAAGCCAGUCAUGACCUGGGAAUGAUUAAAAAUUGAAUUCCUAAACCAAUCAAAAGCCGGGAAAAUUCAGAAAAAGGCCAAUCAAAAGCCGGGAAUAAUCAAAAUUCAAAUUCCCAAACCAAUCAAAAGCCGGGAAAAUGCAAAAUUCGAAUUCCAAACCCGAAUAUUCCUGGCUCUUGAUUGGCUUAAAAAUUCAAAUUUUGAAUAUUUCUGGCUCUUGAUUGGAAUCCAAAGUCAAUUUUUGAAUUUUCCCAGGUCCUAAUUGAGGUUAAAAUUCAAACUGUGAUUAUUCCUGGCUCUUGAUUGGCUUAGAAAUUCAAACUUUGAAUAUUCCCGGCUCUUGAUUGGCUUCUAAAGUUAAUUUUUGAAUUUUCUCGGCUCUUGAUUGGCUUCAUAUUUUGAACAUUCUCGCCUCUUGAUUAGCUCAGAAAUUUUAAAUAUUCCCAGUUCUUGAUUGGCUUCAAAAGUCAAUUUUUGAAUUUUUCCGGCUCUUGAUUGGAUUCAAAUUCCAAAUUUUGAUUAUUCUUGGCUCUUGAUCGGGUUUAAAAUUUGAAUUUCUUAGCCUAUCAAGAGCCGGGAAUAUUCAAAAUUUGAAUUUCUAAUGCAAUCAAGAGUCGGGAUUAUUCAAAAUUUUAAAUCGAUCAAAAGUCGGGAAUAAUCAAAAAUAAACAAAUCAUGAGCCGGAAAUAUUCAAAAUUUGAAUUUCAGAACUGAUCAAGAGCCAGGAAUAUUCAAAAUUUGAAUCUUGAACCCAAUCAAGAGACGGGAAAAUUCGAAAAUUGAUUUUGGAAGCGAAUCAAGAGCCGGGAAUAUUUAAAAUUUGAAUUUCUAAGCCAAUCAAGAGCCGGGAAUAAUCAAAAAUUCAAUUUUUAAACCAAUCAUGAGCCGGGAAUGUUUAAAAUUAAAAUUUUUAACUCAACUAAGAGUAAGGAAAAUUCAAAAACUGGCUUUGGAAGCCAAUCAAGAGCCGGGAAUAUUCAAAUUUUGAAUUUCUAAGCCAGUCAAGACCUGGGAAUGAUUAAAAAUUGAAUUCUUAAAGCAAUCAAAAGCCGGGAAAAGUCAGAAAAAAGCCAAUCAAAAGCCGGGAAUAAUCAAAAUUCAAAUUCCCUUGCGCACCUGCGACACAUACUGUACUAACAUAAUUUUAAUUGCUACAACUACAGCUCCUGAUGUCCCAAAACCAAUGACGUAUUGCACUUAUUAGAAAAUUUAUAUUAUUGGCACUUUCCAUAAAAACUUGAUGCGUUAGCAUCAAAUUCUGAAACAGUAAAUCAAGAACCGUAUUUAAAAAAAGUAGAUGAUGGUGGCUCAAAGACGAAACGUCUGAUUUUAAAUUUGAAAAUAUCAUUUCGUGGAGUAGAGAAAGUUGUUUCGAUGAAGUGACAUUUAUUUUGAAAUAUCUCCUGAAAUAAGCUUGGAAAAAAAAAACGAUUUGUGACUUCAACCCUUCUCCAGAUUCUAAUGCCAUCCCAUCCUCAUCUUAGACAGACUGUAUAUAUCAACAUAACUCUAGAAAUACUGACCGCAGAAAAAAAAUACCUCAUAUGAAAAUUGUAGAAAAUUUCCUUGUCUACAAUUCUUAUAAUAAGUAUUUUUUGGCUAGGGGGUACUGGUAGACAGAUACGGUCAAAAAACUGCGAAGGCAACUGAUUUUUUUCCAGGUAAAGCACUUUUGAGCACCCCAUUGCUUGGCCUAUGGAAAUGUGUGUUUUUUUUUUAAGAUUUGUAAAUCAAGGUCGUAGACGAAAAAAAAUAUAUUGAAAGUGAGAUUUUUUUUUGCUUCACCCGGUAUAAAACUUAUUUAUUUUCAAACUUGACAUAGCAGAUCCUCGUGUUUUCGAUCAUUAUUUUCUGUGUUAAAUAAUUCGUUGUAUAUAGGUAUACUUAGUUUGUAGUGUGUUCACGUUAUAAUUCUUUUUUUUUUAUACUUAAAGUAUUUUUAUAGUAUUUUUUUUUUAUUUUUUAAGUUUAAUUAUUGCAGAUCCGGUGAUCUUAAAAACCUUAUGCCUAUUUUUUUAUUACCUAUAACGUUAUUUUUUACGUAACAUUGUUGUGAUUUUUUUUCGUUGUUGUCGACGCAUAUUUUAUUUAUCCAAGUAUAAUUAUUAUUAGUCUCAAAAGAAAAUCACCUACUUAAUCUUCUGAUUAUUUUGUUCGCAUAAUAAUUAUUGAUAUUUUGGUUUUGAGGGUAAAAAGAAAUAAAGCAGCAAUAAUGUUAUUGAAUGUUGUCUUUUUCGUUGUGUUUUGUUCAUAUAAAAUACACUAAUUAUUUUAAUUUAAUUUAUUUAUUUAAAUAGGUUAAGUUGGCAUUUAAAAAUAUUGAUCAUAGAAAAAAACAUUAUUUAAUUAUUGAUCAAUGCUGGGCCAGUGCAAAAAAAACUUAAAAGUGUACAAACACUAUAAACACAAAUAGGUGCAAUGAAAGCCAACAAAACCUAAUUUUUUUAUUUUGAUUUUAAAUUUGUGCCAAGCUUUAAAAGAAGUAAUAACUAAUAAAUUAUUGUCGCCACUACAAUAGUAAUAAUCCCCCCCUUUUUGGAAAUAUUCUAGUAAUCUCUAUACGUAAUUUGGUGUCAGGGUAGAACAAACUUAUAAUAAUAUUAAUAAUAAUAAAUAAUAAAGGUUAGAGAAGAAAAAUAUGUAUUUUCAUCACUUCAAGAUAUUUACAAAAUAUUAUCCACACAAUUGUUUUGGACAGUGAAUUAUUUCAAUGAAAUUCCAUCCAAAAAAAUAGUCACUAAAUAUUUCAUUAUUUUAAGCUGUCCAAAUUAUGUUGUUACGAAGUCUUAGUAAUCGUGUAAAAAGCAAACUUAAUGGUUAAAAAAACGUAUUUAAAUGUUUUUCGUGUAUCCUAAAUAGAAUUUCAAAACUUAUAUCUUAAACAAAAUAGAUACGUAAAGCUGUACAAUAUUUUCAAAAAAAAAUGUAUUUUGAAUUUUUCAAAAAUUAUAAUGUGUAUGUUUUUCUUAUACCUACGCGUUUUUAUUUUAUAUUUGUAUUGUAAAAAUAUACACGUAUACGCUAUUAAGUUUUGUUUUGUUGUUAUUUUUUUUUUGGCGAAUUUGAACGUACUAUGAUAGAACAAAAUACACAUUUUUCGUUUUUAUGGAAUAUACUUAUAUAGCCAUCAUUUCUUUGUUGGGUGUUAUGGAGUGUACAGUUAAAAUUUAUAAGUGUAAAUAAAUCGAUAUAAGGUCUGUUCUUACAACAGUCUGUAACAGUUUGCAAACUGUCAACUAAGUUACCGAGUUAUCUUGUGACGAUAACAUUGAAAACAUGUAUGGGCGAUGCUUUGUGACAGUUUGCAAACUGUCAGAGACUUUUGUGAGAACAGACUUUUAGGCUAGGAGCUCGCGAAGGUUUUAUUGAGGGUAUUUCAACAAGACUGAGAUUCAGUCAUUUCAUGACUGGUAAUGGCUACUCGUCGACAUUUUGUUAGUAGAAUCCAGAGGAAAAGUUAUGAACCAAAAUCUCUACACUGUUGUCAGUAUGAAAAAAUCCAAUAACUUCUGUGUGAUGUUUAAGUGAGGUCUGUUCUAUGAUCGUCCUUCUCAUGUGAAUAUUGCAAUGGUGUUUAAAACUGGUUCGAUUUUCUACCAACUUGAAAAAUCUUGGUAUCCUUUCAAUGUAAUUAGCUUAUAUUCUGCUAUGAGGGAGAUGGCCAAAGUCUGUGGGAGGAUUAAAUCAAAUUGAAACAAACCUGUGUUGGAAUUUCAUGAGCAGUUGCUUCUCAAAUUCUUGCCAUUCUGGGACUGGACUUUUUUUUGUGGUUCAUGAAGUCUUCUUCCAUCACCUAAAAAUUCUUCGAUAUUCCUACUCUAUCUCCAACUUGCACUCAGUGUCAAAGAUUGUAUUUUCAUUUUUGUCUCUUUCAUUGUUCUGUAAUUGUCAAGCUUGAAUAUUCAACGCUGAUGAUGACAUAUUUAAAAGAAAUAACGAGAUUUCUUCCUGGCCCUUCUUUUUCUUCUUCUUCUUCUUAUCCUUCUUUAUAUUUCUGUUUCUGUAGACGCUUCCAAAUACUCUUUCCCAUUGAAUUGCAUUGACUCAUACCCUUUACCAAUAAAAUUCUAGAAAAUCAGGCUUCUUAUAAAGUACAGUAAACAAAACCAUCGUCAGUUUUUAGGCCAUUAAUAGUAAGAAAUGCUUCUUAGACAGAAAAAAAAAAUGCGAGUGAAGAAUUUUUAAAGAAAUGCCAAAAGUGCAAUGCAAAAAUAAGUAAUAAAGAGUUGUUCACCCACAUUUAUGUUUUAAUUUAUUACUCAAUGAAUCCGGACUGAUAAAAGUAUUACACUAGUAAUACAAAAUUUGAAUAAUUUUGCAUAAAAGCCACAUAAAACUGCAUUAACUGUGUCGCUUUAGCAUUUUGCAUUUAAGUGCUAAUUUAAAGGUAUAAGUCAUUAAAACUAAAAUAAUAAGAAUAAAUUUUACCAUUUAGAGUGUUUUAAUUUACUUGAUCGAUAUCAAUUUAUUUUGCAGAAAAUAAAAAGUCCGUGACCAAAAAAUCCUAAAUUAAAUACGUAAUAAUUGUCAUAUCUAAGUGCCCUGUCCCUACAAUAACGUAAAAAAAAAUAUAUAUAAAAUAAACCUAUAAUCCUAAAUGUUAAUCAAUUUUGUUGCUACAUCAUAUUUAUUAAACAUUCCAUAUCAGCUGCAGACAUCAAAAUUUUUCAAUUCACUCAAAUCCUCUUGUAACGAAAACGUAGAUGCAAAUUUUUUUCAGUAUUGUAAACGCUACACCAUAUCAUUUUUGCUUGAAAGCAACAAAAUAAUAAUUCCAAUUAAAAAAAAAAUACAUAAUAUAGUCAAAAUCGACUGUAUUUAUAAGAAUUUUAUUAUUUUAUAAAGUGUUCAUAGUAUUUAUAAUAGUUAGAUUUUAAGUGUAAUAAUGAUGUUUGGUAUUAUACGAUGUAAUAUACAUUUUUAAGUCAGUAAUUAGAAAUUUUUGUCUCGAUAAAAAUUUCUAAUAUUUAGUUACUGAGAUGCAUACCCUCAAACCGAAUUAAAACAAAAAGUAACUGUACUAUAAAAUAGAUAGUUGUACUAUUAGUGGGCUACCAAUUUAAGCUUUGAUGCCAUGUUUCUUAUAUUUAACUGUAAAACCUUAAUAUAUUGUAAUUGUACAGAUUGUCUGAACUGAUUAAAUAUUUCUUUGGAA